Messenger RNA from Prorocentrum cordatum, 771 nucleotides. The record is from the annotation of a GenBank genome assembly. Lineage: Eukaryota; Dinophyceae; Prorocentrales; Prorocentraceae.
AUGGGCGUUGACGAGCUGUGCCAUGGCUUGCCCGUCGGGGAAAAUCUCAUGCGCCUUGCGCGUCCCAGGGGCACCGUCGGCUUCCUCGUCAGCUCCGUGGGCUCCCUGCUGGCGCUGAGCGUGAGGGGUCCCGUGGAGGAUCAGCUCGAGGCGGCCCUCGGGCGCAACCCGCAGGACUCAUGGCCUCCCGCCUGCUGGUUGCCACACGUGCGCAGCUGGCUGGUCGUCGUCCUGCUGGUCCUGAUCCUCGUGGUGGACGCGGGCGGCCUCGUCAGCAUCGUGCUGUCCAGGCGCGGGCACGCCUUCCCGCACAACGAGGGCCGCCGCGCCUGCACCUGGCUGGCCAGCCCUCGGGUGAUCAACUUCUGGUGGAUGGGCUCCUCCGCGACGUUCGUGGCGCAGGCGUGCGCGCUCCCGUUCUACGCGGGCCUCUUCAUGCUCCUGCUGAUCGUGUCGAGGGUCUGCAGGCGCGACGCGGGGACCUGCGCCGCCAGCCUGGCCCGGGAGGCCAGGCGCGAGUUGCCCGCGCUGGACGCGGAGGGCUACUGCAGCUCCGGGGGGGACGACAGCGACCCCGUGCGCUUCUUCCUCCUCGCGGCCAUCCUGACGGUGCUCGGCCAGGCGACCAUGGCCGCCAGCCUGAACGCGGAGUGGGAGCGGCUCUCCGAGGAACUGCACUACUACCAGGAGCACGACCACGACGGCGAUCCAGACGACCCGGGCGACCCCGGCGACCACACCGACGAGAGCGCAGAUUACGAUGUCGCCUGA